GAACUUGCAAUUAACAUUGGCAAUUAUCCAACAUCCCCUUUUAUCUUCCUCUCUCAAUAAUAACAGUUUUAAGACCCAAUAUUUUAUCUCAAUACACUUCAGAUAUUUACUUUACAAAAAUAAUUUAAAUUUACCGCGAAAAUUUAAAAAUUCAAAUUUUCAUUCUUCUUGAAUCAAAUAAUUAAUUAAAUUAACACCCAAGUGUUUCGUAAAAAUAUAUUACUAUGGAGUUUGUUAACAUAAAUAACGUGAUUGGACAUUUAUUGAGUUAACAUAGACAAGUUUUCGGCGUACAGAAGUGUGUGUAUGAAGUGGUAAAUUCAUCAGUGAGUUUAUGAAUGUGUAAUUUAACAUCUGAAUUCAUCAACGUACUCGCAAUUAAAUGAUUCAUUAAAUAUGUAUAUUUAUAUAUAUAUAUAUUUAUUAAUGAUAAUUAAUAAAUAAUUAAACCUCAUUUAAUUUAAAUAAAAAAAUAGUGGGAUUAUUGUCGCUCUCAUUAUUUUUUCUGUCAGUGAUAAAACAACACGUAUGGUCAGACAAACGUUCCGUGUUUGCGAGAACUAGCCAACAAGCCAUAUAUAUAUGUGUGUGUGUGUAGAUGUAUAUAUAGUAGAGUAUACAAUACGAUACGUAACACUAGACUACAAUAGAAGGGGUAGUUGUUGUAGGAGUUGAUGGAUAUUAAAGUGCGUGUCGCAAUAAAAAAUGUCAAAAACUGACGGCUCAUUUAAGUUUUAUCUCAACUACUGAUAAGCGGGAAUUAAUUUUAUUACUCUAUGGUUCUUUUGAUAAAAGUUUAUAAUAACAAUGGAUUUUAUUAAUGGUAAUUUUUUUAAAUAUUAAGUUUGCUGUUAUAUGUGAUGAUGAUGAUGAUGAUGAUGAUGAUAAUGAUGAUUACGGAGAUUAUUGAUAAUGAAAUUAAAAAAAUUUAUUAAAUAAUCAUACGGCUUUAUUAGAUAAAUUUCUUGUCUUUGAGUUUACGGUCUUGAUCGUUUAAUUUGUGGGCUUAAAUUCGCUUGAGAUUAUUUUAGGGAAUGAAGUUUAUUCGAGAAAUGAGGAUAAGGUGGAGGGUGGCGGUACUAAGUCGUCUCGAGGGUACGUCGAUUUGAGGCCACAAAACGUUGGAGGAAUUUGGAGGAAAUAAUAAGAAAAAAAAGAAAAAAAAAGGGAAGAAAAAUAAAGAGUGGAGACUGGAAACUGGAGAGGAAAAAAACACUAACGCAAGAUAGAACGAGUGGCGUAUAGGAGAGUGAGGUAUAGGAGUUGGGGUAAAAAAGAACAUAAACUGAAGAGGAAUGCCAGCGAGGAAAAAAUGAAAAGUGUGCUUUUGACUCUUGGUCUACUCUUCGUCACUCCCGGAAGGUGCAUCGAUAAUAAUCAUGCUGAUGACAACAGAGAUCUUGAGCUCGAUCUUGAUCCUCUUGAUCGUGGACCGUACUUUGAUGUGGCAGCGUCUCAUAAUGUCACUGCACUUGUCGGAAAAUCAGCGAUACUCAGGUGUCGCGUGAGAAACUUAGGGGAUCGCACAGUAUCCUGGGUUCGGCACAGGGAUAUUCACCUUCUCACAGUAGGAACUGACACCUACACAUCCGACCAAAGAUUCGUAGCCUCACAUUUUCCUCGUACUGAAGACUGGACACUUGAGGUCAAAUACCCCCAGCUCCGUGAUUCCGGAACUUAUGAGUGCCAAGUAUCGACAACUCCACCCAUUGGAUAUUCAAUGCAUUUGUCAGUUGUCGAACCCGUGACGACAGUAAUUGGCGAACCGGAAAUGUACAUAAACCGAGGUAGCACUAUGAACUUAACGUGCGUAGUCGAGUUCAGCCCAGAACCACCUCCAGCGAUAUAUUGGACUCACAAUGAGGAGGAGAUUAAUUACGACAGCCCGCGAGGUGGAGUUUCUGUAAUCACGGAAAAGGGUGAGAUUACUACUUCUUAUCUUUUAGUCCAACGUGCGCAACCGGCAGACAGUGGAAGUUACACUUGUCAUCCCAGUAAUGCCAACGAUAAAACUGUUACCGUUCACAUUCUCAAUGGCGAGCAUCCAGCCGCAAUGCAACACGGUGGACAACUAAGGCUGGGCAACCCACCAUUUGUCAUUCUACUAUCAAGUUUUUUGACCUUUUUCAAUUACCGACACUGAACUCGUCUCUUAGUUUGAAUCACUUUCGCAAUAUCUCCUUGGCCAUAGUUUAAAUUAUUGAAUUUAUACACAUAUAUACACAGAGUUUUUUAGUAAAAACUAUCCAAAAAGUUUGAUACUGAUGCGGUAAAUAUCUAUUUCCCACGCACAUUGUAAAAUAUACUAGUCGAUAGCUUGGAAAUGAAGUGCGAUUUCUACUACCAGAGUAAAAAUUUAGUUACUGGAUAGAUGUCCUCACAGUAUUAAACUUUAUGGGAAAUUUUUACUCAAAAAUUAUCUGCGGGUACAGAAAAAAAUAAUUUCCUGACGCGAGAGAAAUUUCGAACUAUGAAUUGAAAAAAAAAAUUUUCUUAGGACUACACGGAAAAAAAUUGUUGCAGUGCCUAUUUUUUUCCGUGUAGAAAAUUUUUCUUUAACCCCAAAAAAUUUUCGCAGUAUAAAUUGAAAAGAAAAAUUUUCUUGGGGCGGGAAAAAAAUUCUUGUGCCAAGAAAAAUUUUCUAGUCUUAAGAAAAUUUUAUUCUACAAUUUAUAGCGUAAAAUUUCUCUUGGGCCAAUAAAUAAUUUUUUUCUGUAUAUAUAUUAAGAACAUAUAAAUUGUGUAAACAAAAUAAUAAAGUAAGUAAAGUGUCAGCGAUGAUGAAUCUCAAAGUCUCUAAGAAUGUUUAAAAUUUAACAAAGUCAAAGGAUUUAAAAGAAAAUACGCUUUUCCCAUACCCUUACUUUCAAUUAACUUUUCUUCAGCCCCAUUCUUCGGAUUUUCCUGUCUAUGCUCUACUUCACUUACCCGCGGGAUCUAACGGAAGUAAUUUAAAGACUUUACUACAAUAGAAAAAUAAAAGGGGUUAUAAAAUGUGAGCUAAUUUUUUUUUCUUAUUUUUUUUUUGUUUAAAAAGUGUGAUGUGUAUAUCAGCUUAUUCUCAAUUGGCUGAUCUGCAUCUAAUUCACUUGACAUGAUUUUUUUUUAACCACCGUCGCCAUUAUUGUUAUCAUUAUAUCUCUGUUAUAUACCGUACACGUCCAAUUGAUUAAAAUAAAGCGACUCGAGCUUUUAUAGUAUACUUUUUCGAUAAAUACUGAGGUAAAAUACUUUAUGUAAUAAAAAUAAAAUAAAAGGUAAUAUAAUAUAUAAAUAAUAUUAAUAAUAAUGAUAAUAACAAUAAAAUAUUGUAAUGUAAUUUAUUCAGAAAAAUAACUUUAUUGUAAUUUCGAUUUCGACCGUAAAUUUAUUCUUAGACUUAAGAUUUUAUGACAAAGGAAACCAUUUUAUUUUAUUGUACUUUUUUAUUUUUUUAAUUAAAUAAAAUACACUGUAAAAAAUUUUCGAAGUGAAUAAGGAUUUAAUUCGGAGUUUAUUCGGAGUGGAUGACUAUUGAUUUAUUUCAUUCACUGGAAAUUAAAUUUACUCCCAAGGGGAAUUUAUUUUAAUGUUCAAAUUUUGAUGUGGUGUUAAAGUCAAUACUAAAAGGAGUUUAUUUCAAUAUUUAAACUAUGGUUCGGAGUUAAAUUCACUACAAAAGGAGUUUAUUUUUUAAUAUUGAAACGUAAGUUCGGAGUUAAGUUCAAUAUUUAAAGAAGUUAAUUUUUUGAAUAUUGAAACGUAAGCUCGGAGUUAAAUUCACUACUUAAAGGGGUGAAUUUCAAUAUUGAAAUACUGAGUUGGAGUUAAUUUCACUACUAAAAAGGAUUUUCUUACAAUAUUUAAACCCCGGUUCGGAGUCAAAUUCACAGUUAAAAGAAGUGUAUUUUAAUAUCAAAACUCUAGUUCGGAGUUAAAUUCACUGCUGAAAGGUGUGAAUUUUAAUAUUUAAAUUCCGAUUCGGAGUUAAAUUCAGUACUAAAAGAAGUGUAUUUCAAUAUUAAGACUACAGUUCGGUGUUAAAUUCAAUAUUAAAAGGAUUUCAUUAUAUAAACUUUGGUUCGGAGUUAAAUUCACUGCUAAAAGGAUUUUUUUUAUAUUUUAAAUAUUGAAACCCUGGUUCGGUGUUAAAUUUACGACUAAAAGGAGUUUAUUUUAAUAUUGAAACCCUUUUUGGAGUUAAUUUCACUACUAAAAAGAAUUUUCUCAUAAUAUUUAAAUCCCGGUUCGGAGUUAAUUUCACUACUAAAAGGAAUACAUUUUAAUAUUAAAACUCCGGUUCGGAGUCGAAUUCACAGUUAAAAGAAGUGUAUUUUAAUAUUAAAACUCCAGUUCGGAGUUAAAUUCACUACUAAAAGGUGUCAAUUUUAAUAUUUAAAUUCCGGUUCGGAGUCAAAUUCACAGCUAAAAGAAGUGUAUUUUAAUAUUAAAACUCUAUUGAGGAGUUAACUUCACUACUAAAAAAAGUGCAUUUCCAAACUGAAAGUCCGGUUCGGAGUUAAAUUCACUACCAAAAGGAGUUUAUUUUUUUAAUGUUGAAACUUCGUUUCGGAUUUAAAUUCACCACUAAAAGAAGUGAAUUUUAAUAUUGAAACUCCAGUUCGGAUUUAAAUUCAACACUAAAAGAAGUUUAUUUUAGUAUUGAAACUCCGUUUCAAAGUUAAAUUCACUACUAAAAGGUGUCAAUUUUUUUUUUAUAUCGAAAUUCCGGUCCGGAGUUAAAUUUACUACGAACAGUAGUGUAUUUCCAAAUUGAAACUCCGAUUCAGAGUUGUAUUCAAUAUUAAAAAGAGUUUAUUUUAGUAUUCAAAUUCUAAUCCACAGUUAAAUUCACCACUAAAAGGAGUUUUUAAAAUUGAAACUCUGGUUGGGAGUUAAAUUCUCUACUAACAGGAGCCUAUUUUAAUAUUAAAAUUCAAAUCAGUGAAUGCGAACUUAAAUAACAUCAAAAUCACCCCAAAAUUACUCCGCUGAAAAACCAAACUCCCUAUUUACUCCGUAUGCGAACUAAUUUUUAAAAACUCCAGAAUUCUCGUGACGAAAUGAACACGGAUUUAAACAAUAAUCCUUGAUCUCUCAGAAUUCACUCAGAAUUUUUUACAGCGUAUUCAUACUAUUGACAGAAGCAUAAUUAGCAUGUGAUUGAAAGUAGUGAGAACGUUAUUCAAGAUAACAAAGGAAUAAAUUGCCACUCAAAAUUGACGACUUACACUCACCCCACCCCCACAAACAAACACUCAAAGUAUAUAUUUACAUUUGAUUGUAUACGGUCUAAGUUUACGGUCUACGGUCUAUGUAAUAUGUAUACAUAGCUAAUGGACUCCAGGACUUAAAUUUAGAUUUAAAUGUUGAAUGCACUAGUAUACUCCGUAACUCGAACAAUUUUCUUUUUUACACAUUUUUUCUUGUUUUACUUUUUUUUUCCCAAGAAUAUACAAACAGUGGAAGGAUAAAAUGCAGCAUACUCGCAUUUUAUUCCCAGUCUCGCCUUUUUUUCCCGCUUACAAGCACAUAUAUUUAUAUAUACCUUCUUUUUAUUUUACCUCGUUUGCUCGACUACAUUUUUCGAUCGUGUAUAUUUUUAUUUUGUCGUUUUCUUCAGCAUUUCUCUUCCGUCUGAGAUCUUCCUUUUACACUAGGAAAUUAAAGGAACAAGAAAACAUCAUAUGUUCAUCAUGGAACCGUGUAAGUCUCUCAUACUUGUUUUUAUUCUUCUCUAUUAUUUGAUUCAUUACUUUCAGCAAAAACAUUUUAUCCCAAGUACAUGUAUCUUUCUUAAGCAUAACUGCCCCUAAUAGGUCCUUUUUUUUUUCAUCAUCAUUAUUAGGGUCGAGAAAAAUGGGCUAAGAAUAAAAACAAGGAAAAUAAAAAAUUAAAUAUAUUUAAAAAAAAAAAUAAACGAUUUCUUUUUGUCGUUUAACAAUCAAAGAAAAUUUAUCUUACUAGUUUUUAUCAUUUUACCGUCAGACGGUAGUAUAUAAACUUUAAAAUAAAAUGGUAUUUCAGUUGACUAGGAAGAAAUAAGACCCGAAAAGAAAAUAAAAAGGCAUAAAAUAAAAGUAAAACAGGAGAGACUUGCCGCGUGCCUUUUUACCUCGUUGUAUCUUUACUAGCUUGCUCGCCUUUCGCUUACAAUCAGUUUCACCUGGUUCUUUCUCACCCUCCUGUGAUGAAUUCACGAGAAUGAAGUAGCUCUUUUAGCGUAACUCUAUACACUGUCACUUCAUUUUUUACUCUUUUAAACGCUUUAUUAUAAUUUACUUUUUUUUUAUAAUUUUUUCUUAUUCUUUUACUUUUCACGACAAAAACGAACACUUAUUAAUUGCGCUACAAAGUAAAUUUAAUAAAAUAAUCUCACAAAGCGAGAGCUCUAAGUGUUUAUUAAUUAAAAUUUAAUGACGAAAUUUUAUGUACUAUUUAAAAUUUUUAGAUUUUUAAAGAUAAUUGUCAUGGAAUUUAAUGAAAUUUAAUUUGGGCUGUAAUUUAAAAAAAUUGGAACAUAAUUUUUAAUUAAAAUGCGAUGGACAAAAAUUUUCUGGGUGAUAAAUCAUGGACUGACUGGGAUUUAAAUUGAAAAAAUUUGAAAAUUUCAGUAGUAAUUUUUGUAAAAAGUUAAUUAGUUUAUUUUGCUGGGAAAUUUCGAGUAUAAACUAAUUCCACAUGAAAGAAAUAAUUUUCAAUUAAAAUUCGGGUUUUUCGAAUGACUAUCGGCUUUGAAAUUAAUGGUAUUCGAAAUUUAUUGACUUAUGGACAAUAAAGAAAAUUGUUUAAAUGAAAUAAAAAGAAAAUGGGAUUUAAUUUUCAUGACAUUUAUCACUUGGAAGUUAAAAUUUAUGUAAAAAUAAAGUAUUCAGGGUGGCCACAAAGAAAUGAUUUUUAAAUUCCGUGAUAUUUGCCGGUUUUCCAGUAAAAUUUUUCACAUUUUUCCCUGAUUUAGAAAUUUUAUUCGUAUCAUUUAGAUAUUCAAAGUUUUUAUUAUAUUUUCAUUUUUAAUAAUUAAAUUUGAUAAUUAAAUCAUAAGAGAAACAAGAAAAAAUGGCAAUAAAAUAAAUUAAUGUUGCCUACUUUUGAUUAUUCGAUGUUAAAAAUGUAUAAGUUAAAAUAUUUAAUAAGAAAUUUAAUGAUUUAAAUAAAUUCAAAAUACACUGGUUACAAAAAUUAAGGGAUAUUCAAAAAAUUUCAAAUUUUUUAGUGAUUUUCAACAGUUUGUAACUCGAAGGAAAAUGGUCGUACAAUAAAAACAAAAAAUCAAACUGUAGCUUCAAGUGUCUAGUUUUCUGAUCUGGGUCUUUAAAUUUUUUUAUUAUGCACGGUUCCGGAGCAAUCAAAAAUCAAUGAUAAUUAUCGAAAAAAAUUUAUUGAAGCUCGAAGACCGUUUUUAAGACGACUAAAAAUUUGGUAAAUUUCUUUUUCGAUAGUUUUCUUAGGAUUACUCCGGAACCGCACAUAAUAAAAAAAUUUAAAGACCAGAUCAGAAAACUAAACACUUGGAGCUACAAUUUGCCUUUUUUGUUUUUGUCGUAUGACCAUUUUUCCUUCGAGUUACAACCUGUUGCAAAUCACUUUAAAAUUUGGAAUUUUUUUAAUAUCCCUUAAUUUUUAUAACUAGUGUAUAAUUGAAAAUUUUUUAAAUUUUGAACUGUUACAAUUUAAUUCCCGGAUACUUUUCGAAAUUCCCUAACAUUUCCAUGAUAUUUCCCGGUUGCAUUAAAUUUCCUUCUAAUUCCCGGCUUUCCCGGUUCGUGGCCACCCUGUAUAUGCACAGAAAAAAGAAAUUUAUUGGUGUAAAAAAUUUUUCUAGUCCUAAGAAAAUUUUUGGUUCCAAUUCAAAAUGCGAAAUAUUUUUCGCGCCAAAAAAAUUCUUUUUUCUGUGUAAAUAUUUUAAUUAUUUAAAAUUUCAUAUUCUCGGUUGAUUCAAACUCGCUAAUGACUCAGUAAUUUGUAAAUUCUUUUAAAAAUUUUUAAUAAUGUAAAACAUUAAUUACUGAAUUCUGUAUCGGGAAAUUAGUAAAAAUAAUAAUGAGUGUAAAUGUAGCUGAUAAUUGAGAAUAUUUUGAAUUUUUUAGUAAUUAAAUAAAAAAUUUAUAAGCGCGGAUUUCAAUAAUUAAAAAAUCAGUACGCGCGUUUUUUUAAAUUUCAUUACUUCAAUUUAUUUAUGUAUUUAAAAUUUAUAAAUUGUCUAUAUCUGCGACAUUGAUACUCACUGUAAAAAAUUUUCAGAGUGAACGUGGAUUAAAUUCGGAGUAAAAUUUACUCCGAACGGGAGUUUAUUUGAGAUAAAACUCCGAAUCAGAGUAAAUACAGAUUCAAAUAAAAUCCAAAUCCCUCCGAAAUCACUCCGCUAAAAAAACAAAUUCCCUAUUUACUCCGUAUGCGCAAUGAAUUUCUGCAAACUCCGUAACUCCGAGUGAAUUCAGAUUUAAAUAAAAUCCGUAAUCACUUCGAAUUCACUUCCGGUUUCUCUUAGUGCAUAAAUAAUAAUAAUUAUAUUCUAAGAGUAUGAAUUAUAAUUAAACUUUGCGUUUAAUUCAAUCUUCUAAUUUAUGUUACACACUAUAAUAACAUAUAUACACAUCUACAUCAUAUAUAUAAAAUUAAAUGUAAACCGUGAGUGUAAAUUGUGAUUCACAUUAUAUAACAUCAAUAUUACAAUUCUGUUUCCGUAACUUUAUCGCAAUACAAUUACUAGCUGACGGUUCUCAUGAUAUGGAAAUUUAUCAGUCCAUGUAAACCAGUAAAUUUAAUUUAAUUUGUUUCACCCAUCCAUCCAUCCAUCCAUCUAUUCACUUUUGUCCAUUUACCAUUAAUCCAAGAAUAGUUAAUUUACUAAUAAAUUCAUUAAUGUGAAAAUUUUAAACUAAUGUUAUCAUCAAAUUUGUAAAUAAUAUACAUGUAAUAAUAAUAAUAAUAAUAA
Messenger RNA from Microplitis mediator, 8914 nucleotides. Its product is annotated as lachesin-like. The transcript has 6 exons. Gene Ontology annotation, cellular component: neuron projection membrane. Gene Ontology annotation, biological process: synapse organization. NCBI's taxonomy places the organism in Eukaryota, Metazoa, Arthropoda, Insecta, Hymenoptera, Braconidae. The record is from RefSeq and is a predicted model, not a curated record. Bases 1313 to 2143 code for a protein of 276 amino acids.